AAUUACAAUGCUAAAAAAAAUUUAUUGAAUAAUGAGUAUGAUCUCUCCUUAAAUAAAAAACUAUUGAACUUAGCAUAGCGAAUCUUGAAAUAAACUGAUGUCCUGUAAAUAUUGCAUAUAAUACAAUAUUCUAUUUCAUUUCUUCUAAUAUUACCUAUAAAAAAUAGUAUAAUAAUCAUUUGUGAUUGAACUUUAUCGACAUGUGGAAAGAGUCAGCAUUCGCAUAGUCUAAACGCUCCAUAAAGAACUUUUCAUACAUGAAGCUGAAUUUCUAUUUAAAUAAUUAUUUUUAGCUGUCGUAUGUAUGUAUUACUGUAUCAACAGAAAUAUACAUAUUUAUGGCAAAAAGUUAAAAAAAAUUGUUUGAAAACUAUGAUAACUUCAAAAAAGGCUGCAUAUAUAAUGUGCGAAACACGUAAUAUCUAAGGUUAUGUUUCUAUAUGUGUUACAGCAUAAGUGCUAUGUGCAUCUAAUAUUAAUUAUGUACAUACGUAAAUUGGGAGAUGGAAGCUUGUGUUAAAUCCAAUACGCUUAUAUAUUUUUUCUUAUUAUGUUGAUAUGUAAAAGUUAGAAUACCAGUGAUUAUUAAAAAUACCUCUCAAAACACAGAGUAUUCGUUUUACGAUUAUCAUUUUUAAUUAUGUUAUGAAAUUCAAACAUUGCUAAAAGAUCGUGUAUUUUUGGUAUUGAACGCAGCUGUAAAUAAAAGCAUUCAUAUUAUACACUGAUUUGCAAUAAAUGGACAUAAAAAAUAUGCAUCCAAUUGUACAUAAUUUGCUGCUAAUAUAUUUUAGAACUUGUGAGUUAUGGACAUUACCACGAGCAUAACCUCAAGUAUUUCAUUUAUUUAACAUGUAUAUCUUCAACUGAAGAAGCGUGAUAUUAGUAAACGAGAAGAAUAAGGAAAAUGUCAUUUGUGACCAAUGAAGAUGUUUAUAAAAAAAUGGUUUCUGAAGAGAUCAUUCAAAAACCAUGUCCAAUAGAUGAAAGCUCAACAGAAUUUAUGGUUUUAAGUAAAUGCGAAAACAUGGAAGAAACAGUGAUUAUUGAAGAAGAGAUAGUAAUAGAUGAAGAAAUGGAUGUAAAACAUCCAAUUUCAGAAAAAGAUAUCUAUGAUUCAAAAGAACAAGCUUCUGAAUACUUGGAAGAAAAUAUAGAUGUAACAAUACCUGCAGAAUAUACAGAUGAUUCUAUAUCAUUGUCUAUGGACAAUGUAGCUAAACAGAAGUGGCUUACAAAUGAUGCUCAUAAACAGAAUUUAUUGUUGUUAGAACCAGAAGAAAGUGAAUCUGAAAUAAGUAAUAAAACAGCACAUGAUGAUGACCAAGAUGGAGACGAAGAAACAAUAGCUACAUUUGUAACUGCCACUGGUCAGCAACUAGCAUUGUACGCAGUUGAAGAUUCAGAAGAAAUAUUUGCAGUAGCAGUUUAUGAUGGAUCUGGUGAACCUCCAACGAACUUUCAAUUUCUUAUGAAAGCAGAUGUUGAGAGAUUAAUAGGUGAAGGUGCAGUUAGAACUGUGAAAAAACCUACACAAAUAAGAAAACAGUUGUUAACUACUCAACCUCCAAUAUUUUUUUCUAAAAGCGACCCAACAAAUAAUAUAGCAAUGCACAAUGAAUAUAAAACUAUGAUAAAUGAAAAUGAGAGGUUACAGGGGAAAGAACGAAUGUUGGGAGGAAAUUCUACCUUACUUAAUAUUAGAGAGAGUUCUGAUUUGAAUUUAAACAUGAAACAAGUUCCUAACAUUAUAUAUACAGCUCAUGAUAAACGGUCGGAUGUAACAUAUGUAAUGAUGGAUAAUUCUUCCAUAAAUAUGGAUACUUCUGAAGAAUAUCAAGAAGAUAAUGAAAGUGAUAGUGAAAUUGUAGAACAGUCAACUGUACAAUACAUUUUGUUCGAGAAUGAUCAAUCUGAUUCCGAAUUAACGUUCGAUGAAAUUCACGAAACCCUUCAAAAUUUGAAAUCAGCUGAAUUAAAAUCUCCAAAAAAGCAAAUAAACAAAAAACCUAUUAGACCCCAAAAUACGUAUGCUGGCAUCAAAGAAGCAGAUUACGAAUUUUCGAAACAUAAAAAUUCGAAACAUAUUUCCAGUACUUUAACAGAAAGGAAGUUGAAUUUAAUGGAUAAUCAACAAGAAUUUUUAGAAUCAUUUACAGAUUCAACGAUGAAUAUGAUACCAAAUAGUACAAAUUUAGAUAUAUCAAAUGGUUCCACUGAAUGUACAUCACCUGAAUCGACGCAAAUUCAAUGUAAAGCUAAAAGAUCCCGAAAACAACAAUUAAUUUCCGUAAAUCGUGAAGAUUCUGAAAUCAUAAUUCAACCAGCAUCUUUGUUGAGCGAAGAAGACAAUAAUGUUAGGAAAAAGGGAAAACGAAAAAGGAGAGUUGUACCUCAUUCCGGGUAUCGUCAAAGAAAUAAUGAAUCGAAAAGAAUGAAGAAAAUGAAACGCAAAGAAGUUGAAAUUAUAGAAAUCGACGUUGACGAAGAUGAAAGUAUGUUGCAAUCAAAGAGAGAUGUUGUAGAGAUAACUAUAGAUGACAGUAAAGACAAAUAUUCUAGCGAUAAAGAAAAUGAAAUUAUAAUGGUUGGAGAUUCUGACGACGAGUUACAACAAUCAAAUUCAAAACCAAUUUUAUUACAAUGUCAACACUGUUCAAGAAACUUUAGGCAACAAAGAGCUUUAGAGACCCAUUUACGAGUUUGUUCGAAAUCGCCAUCAAAUGUAAUUCGAUUCAACGAAAAAAAGUUACAUGCAAAUGGCACGCAUGAAGAUACCAUUAAAAAACAAUACGCUUGUAAAAUAUGUGAGCAGAAAUUCGAUGUAGUAGUAGCAUUAGCGCGUCAUGUUCGUUCGGAACAUUCUCAAAGGAAGAAACGUAGAUUUAGUAAAUUAUUGGCAGAAUCACCAUCUACGGAAGUUGAGGAGGAAAAAGAGUACGUGGAACCAAAAAAACAGUUAACCAUGAUUAAAAAGAUUAAAAGAAAAAGAAAACAACGACCAAACUGUACCUGGGAAGUGAAAAAAUUAAGUUGCUCUGAUUGUGGCAGAUGGUUUCCAAGCAUUGCAUUGUUAAGAGCUCAUUGUUUACAACAUGGAACAAAAAAAUCCGAUCAACAGAUUCGCAGAUGUCAGAUAUGUAAGAAAUUAAUUAGAUCGAGAUUGCUGUUUAUACAACACUUGCGAAUGCAUAGAAGUUCACAUAAAAAUAUAAAAUCUAUAGCAAAUAUACAAAAGAAAUUACGUACUACCAGGUCAAUGACAGGUAAAAUUACUACGCUUAGAAAACGAGGACGACCCCGAAAACUUUGAUUUCUUUAGGUAUCUGCUCAUAGAAUUUCAACAAAUCAGUAAUAUGUAACAAGCGUUGUUACUAUUUCUUUCAAUGUGAGAUAUGUAAAAUAAUGAUGUUCAUACUUCCAAUCAAAAUUGGAAAUAUUUAUGUUUGUUGGAGAAGAAAUAUCUUUUGCUUUAAAAUAUGUUAGAUACCUAGCUAAAUGUAUAUAUUAUUUGGAUAUAUCAUGUAUAUUAUGUAUGGACUACUUUUACAUUGUCAUACACAUUCGUAGCUGCAAUAGCAUAAAAGAUUGACGUUUCCUAAUUGACAUUUUUUCUAUUUUGUUCUGUAAUACAAAAUGCUAAAACUUA
Molecule: messenger RNA, 3649 nt
Organism: Megachile rotundata (alfalfa leafcutting bee)
Lineage: Eukaryota; Metazoa; Arthropoda; Insecta; Hymenoptera; Megachilidae
Molecular function (GO): DNA-binding transcription factor activity, RNA polymerase II-specific; RNA polymerase II cis-regulatory region sequence-specific DNA binding
Source: RefSeq, a predicted model, not a curated record